AUGAAGUACACUGCCGCCAUUCUUGCAGCUGCGUUCAGCGUUGCCAAUGCUCAAUUCCAACCCAUUGUGGAUGCCGGAGAAUACUCCACCCUUUUGGGUGCUGUUGUCUCGACUGGAAAUGACGCAACUCUUGUGUCCAAUGCCCCCGUCACCAUCUUUGGACCCAAGGAUUCCGCCUUUGCAGCCGUCCAAGACAUUGUCGACGGAUUGUCCGAACAAGCGCUUAGUGACGUCCUUCUUAAUCACGUCGUUGUCGGAGCUGCUGUCAAUUCCACCCGAGUUGUCGAAGAAGGAUGCAUCGAGGCCGAAACCGCCGGAGGACUCAUGCUCGGAAUCCUAUUCAACCCCGAUGACAGCACGGUCACCGUGAAUGGAAUCCCCGUGACUACCGUUGACAUUGCUGGUGACUACGGCAUCCUCCAUGGAAUCGAAUCCGUCCUCAUCCCUGGUGAGCAGGGAGAUUUUGUUCCCUGUCCAGCAUUUGCAGCCGACUUUACGCCCAUUGCCGAUAAGGGAAUCUACAGUACUCUUUUGGAUGCAGUAGUCUCUACUGGAAAUGACGCUGUCAUUAGCCAAAAUGCUCUUGUCACCAUCUUUGGACCCAACAACGAUGCCUUUGCUGCCAUUCAAGAUACCGUUGAUGGUCUAUCCACUGAAGCGCUCUCUGGCGUUCUUUUGAACCACGUCGUCAAUGGAGCCUUGGAAUCUAGUGCUGUUGUCGAAGCUGGAUGUAUCGAAGCCGUUGCCGCUGGAGGCAUGAACCUUGCCAUCCGAUACAACGCCACCACUCAGGUUGCUGAUGUCAACGGAAUUGUCAUCACCGAGUUUGAUGUCACUGGUAACUAUGGAGUCUUGCAUGGUAUUGAGAGCGUCAUUACCAGCUCUGAUGGAUACGUUGCAUGCCCGGUUCCUUCCGUCGUUGAGCAAGUUGCUGCCAACGGAAAUUACAGCACCCUUCUUGGCUUCCUUGACAACCCAUUGCUUCAAGGACAACUUGAGAAUGUUGGGCCCAUCACUAUCUUUGGACCCAACGAUGCAGCCUUCGCCGCCGUGUCUAGCGACCUUGAUGGAAUCGACCAAGCUACUUUGAUCCAAACUCUUGGAGGCCACGUCGUCGCAGGAGUCUACACUGCUGCCGAUGUCAAGGCUGAAGGAUGCGUCCUCCUUGAUACCAUUGUCGGAACCAAGGUUCGUGCCAUGUUCGUCGAAAGCGACGACGGUUGCCGCAGAAAGUUGGCGGGACACGAAAUGCCCACCGACCCUUGCUGCCGCAGAAGAUUGGCCGGACACGAAAUGCCCGCCGACGAUGGUUGCCGCAGAAACUUGGCUGGACAUGAAAUGGUUGAUGACUCUUCCAUGGGUCACGUCAUGAUCAACGACGCCAUGGUCAUCCUUGCCGAUAUCGAAGACGGGACCAGCAUCUUCCAUGGACUUGAUAAGGUUCUUCUCGGAGGCACCUUUGAAUGCCCAACCGAUGCUCCUGCUGAUGGCCCAACCGCUUCGCCUGUCGCUGCCGGUGACGAGGGAACUAUGGAUGAAGGAUCCAGUGCUUCUUUCUCUGGAAUCUCUGCAUUUUUGGCCGCUGUUGUUGCCCUUUCCGCCUUUGUCUUCUAA
Molecule: messenger RNA, 1614 nt
Organism: Cylindrotheca closterium
Lineage: Eukaryota; Bacillariophyta; Bacillariophyceae; Bacillariales; Bacillariaceae
Source: the annotation of a GenBank genome assembly